Molecule: messenger RNA, 255 nt
Organism: Echinostoma caproni
Lineage: Eukaryota; Metazoa; Platyhelminthes; Trematoda; Plagiorchiida; Echinostomatidae
Source: the annotation of a GenBank genome assembly
AUGCAUCAGCCUCGCGGUCCCUACGCGUCCACUUCAGACGAACAUUUGGGCUAUGACUGGAUAGCAGCAAUGCUAGACAAUCAGAAAUGCUAUGGACAAACUGUGACGAAUGAUCCUUCCGGAGAUACUCACUGGCUCAAUCAAUCCGAUCUGUUUGAUCAAAUUGUGAAAUUUCGCCAGACAAACUAUGAGGCCUGUUUCUCGCAGAAUUCCCGCAGGUCAGUUCUGCUUACUAUAUUCGAAGUGUUUCGAUGA